AUGACUUCUUUAAUAGAGCAAUUUCGACCAAAUCAAAUGCAAAUAGAUCAAAUAUCCGCAGUUCAAAGAGUAAUGGACGUGGAUUCAAUUCCAAAAAAAAGAUCCAACGAAAAACCACAUCUUUAUCCACCGGUAGUAACACAACUUCGCACUAAACAAGGCGCCGAUAAACUUCCAACAUCACUACUACGUGGAUCGAUAAAAAAACGAAAAAAAACCACAAAAGGGAAAAAACGGCAGAAUCAAUUGUUGGCAAAAGCGUUAACUCGUUCGGAUAAAGAAGGAAAAAAGUUGGUUAGCAAAAAUGAAAAGAUGGUUAAAUUGAAACAGCGUAAAUCACUUUGGCAAUAA
This is a messenger RNA of Ambispora gerdemannii, 351 nucleotides long. The record is from the annotation of a GenBank genome assembly. Lineage: Eukaryota; Fungi; Glomeromycota; Glomeromycetes; Archaeosporales; Ambisporaceae.